This is a messenger RNA of Pseudonaja textilis, 2617 nucleotides long. NCBI's taxonomy places the organism in Eukaryota, Metazoa, Chordata, Lepidosauria, Squamata, Elapidae. The record is from RefSeq and is a predicted model, not a curated record.
UCUUUGGUGCGGCGGGGCAACGUCGGCUGGCUGGCUGGCGCGGGAGGGGCGGUUUCGUCGCGCGUCCGUUUGCGCGCCGAAGAAGCCGCUGCCACCGCUCGGCGCCCUGGUCGUCCGCCGCUGGGCCUGAGCCAUGGGCUCGUCGCAGAGCGUGGAGAUACCCGGCGGGGGAACCGAAGGCUAUCACGUCUUGAGAAAUAAAGACAACGACACGCUGAAGGACCUGUUGAAAGCCAAUGUGGAAAAGCCUGUUAAGAUGCUGGUCUAUAGCAGCAAAACCCUGGAGAUCCGAGAGACAUCCGUAACCCCCAGCAACAUGUGGGGAGGGCAGGGCUUGCUGGGCGUGAGCAUUCGGUUUUGCAGCUUUGAUGGCGCCAAUGAGAAUGUAUGGCACGUGCUGGAAGUUGAACCAAAUUCUCCUGCUGCAAUUGCAGGUCUUAGACCUCAUAGUGACUACAUCAUUGGGGCAGAUACUGUCAUGAAUGAGUCUGAAGAUUUAUUCUCUCUCAUUGAAACACAUGAAAACAAGCCAUUAAAACUUUAUGUAUACAAUACUGAUACUGAUAAUUGCCGAGAAGUCGUUAUUACUCCAAAUACUGCAUGGGGUGGAGAGGGAAGCCUAGGAUGUGGCAUUGGCUACGGAUACCUGCAUCGAAUACCUACUCGCCCUUUUGAAGAGGGAAAGAAAAUUUCUCUUCCUGGGCAGUUGUCCAGUACACCUAUUAGUCCACUCAAAGAUGGCUUCACAGAAGUGCAACUGUCUUCAGUUAAUCCCCCUUCUUCAUUGCCACCUGGAACUACAGGAGUAGAACAAGGCUUGGCUGGUCUUUCCAUUAACACAACUCCUGCUGUCCCUAACGUGCUCAGUACAGGUGUUCCUACAGUACCGUUAUUGCCUCCCCAAGCAAAUCAGUCUCUUCCUCCAAUUAACUCAGCAGCUCCAUUACCAGGACUGAUGGCUUUACCUGCUGGACUUCCCAACCUGGGGAACAUCCCUAACUUGAAUUUACCUGGUCCGCAUUUAAUCCCUGGUCCUGGAUUAGUAGACAUUGGGCAACCUGGAUUGCCACCACUUCCUUCCUUGCCUCCAGUCAACCUGUCUGGAAUUGCACCUCUGUCGCCAGAAUUCCUUGCCAAGUUCCCAUUGGUCAAUGAGAUGCCCCCUCUGCCUACAGAUCUGUUGUCUUCUGUUCCCAUCACAACAAGCUUCCCUGCAAAUCCUGGCACGACUGUAAAUGUGGAACAAACCUCUGCACUCAUUCUGGAUACGGCUGUUCCUCCUCCCCCCAUGGUUACUACUGAUGCUUCUAAUGCUCCCGCUGUCAAGGCAUUAUCUCCUGAAGACAGAGGAGAUGGGAUAACUUCCUUCAGUGAAAAGCCAGCACCCUCGGUCACGGAUACGGCUGUGUCUGAAUCAUCAUAACUUCAACUAAUUGGUUGGAUUGGGGUUGAUGUAUUUAUUCAACAACAAUAUAUGCAAACUAUCAUUACUUUCAUGCUAGUUUGUAUUUUGUUGUCAAGAGUUCUUGUAAAUAUACGGAAGGUGACUUAAAGGUCCAGAUUUUUACAAUGGGUUUGGUGUAGGGUAGAGAAAGGAGAAGGAACUGCUUAUAUUUAAAAAAAAAGAAUAAUAAAAAGGAAAUAUCAAGGUAGGGUAUGCAGGUGUCCGCUGCCAAAAUUGAGGAUUUUUUUUUUUAAAGUGUAAUCUGACUUCAGUAGGCUUUCUUGCUUACUUUCCGCCCCACAAAUUUGCUUCUCUUAGAAAUGAGCAAGUAAUUCAUGCUUGUAGUAUAUGAAAAAAAAAAUUUCUUGUAUUUUGCAAGAAUUAGAAUUUUGGUAAUACAUUGUGAGGGGGUAAAAGUAUUUACUUUUUCCAAGUUGUACAUUUUAGCAGUAUAAAGAUCUUCAAACUAGAGCUGUUUUAUUAAAAACUCCAGAAAACGACUUGUAAAUUCAGCCUCAUUUUUAAAUCUGCCUGUAUGCGGAUCUUUCUGUUGAGCUACUGCCCUUUUUACCUAAACCUAGCCUCUGCUACUUUGCUUUAUAAGCCCACUGUCAAAAGUAUUGUGAAGAAAGCAACAGGAAACCUUACAAUGUUGGACAGGGCUCAAAAACAGGAAGAUGAAAUUUUUGACCUUUUUUUGUAAAACAAGUUGAAUUGAAGGAGCUUACAUAAUGGCAAUAAAUUCUAAGGGUUUUAUCAUUCGGUGAGCAUAUUAUUAAAACUGAACAGGAGUAAAUACACAAUUGUAACACAGUUUUGGAAUGAAAAACAUUUCACAGGCACAUACAUUAUUUUCCCAAAAUUUCUUAUUUUUGGCCUUGCUGGGCUGGAAUUUCUGGAAGGCCACAGUUCUUCAAUUCUGCAGAAAAUAUUUAUUUUUUUAAAAAAAGCUUAAUUGUGGCCCAGCUAUCAGCAAAUUAGAUGUUAUACCAUAUACCAUUCAGUUUCAAAUUCAAGUCUGUGAUUAUUCAGUAUUGGCCUGAGCAAGGAGCCUUAGGUUAAUUGAAUCCAGAUAGUUAAUACGUACUUUUAAAUAUGUAUAUUGUUGAAAAAUUGGCUUUCCUUUUCAUGUAAUUUUGGAGUUCUAAAUCAAAUAUUAAACAUGUCAACACA